Molecule: messenger RNA, 6414 nt
Organism: Xyrichtys novacula (pearly razorfish)
Lineage: Eukaryota; Metazoa; Chordata; Actinopteri; Labriformes; Labridae
Source: the annotation of a GenBank genome assembly
AGACGGAGCGUUUUGACGCGCUGAGAGGAGGACAGAGCGUCACAUCUCUCCAAACGCCCAUCAAACUUUCUCACAGCCUGUAGAGAGGAGCCAGUCCUCUGAAGGAGGCCUAGACACAACGAGGACUCGUAGGAUUCUGGGACACACAACUGGGCAGCAAUGGAGACACAACUGGCGGUGGCUUUAGGUGCAAUUUGACCCUGCUGUGAAUCCUCCCGAAUCAUCUCCUGUAGUUCUUUUUUUUCCUGCGACAGAGCGACAGGGAUGGAGCAAGCACCGAGCCCUCCUCCCAAACCGGCCCACCACGAGCCCAUCAGCUUCGGCAUAGACCAGAUCCUGGGUGCCGGUACGGAGCCUGAGAGCGGGCGCACAGCCGGGAGACAAAGUGGAUCCGAUCUAAACAGCGGGGACGGUUAUUACAGUUUAGGAAGCCCGACCGGGGCCAGCGCGCCCUCCUACACCGCCUUGUCCAUUUCCCUCUCCGGUAUCAUGCCCCCGGUGGAGGCUGCGGGAUCAUACGGGGAAAGCAGAGGUCUGGGCAGCCGGGGAGUCAUCCGUGUCCCGGCGCACAGACCCAUGACAGCCCCGGGACCCCCAGCUCCCGUGCAGGGCGCUGUUCCCGGUUUUGGAGGACUUUGCUUUCCUUGGAUAGGGAACAGGUUCGCUAAGGACAGAAUAUCAGGUGGGACAGCUGUCAGCCCGCAUGGUUUCAAUCUGUGACCACUUACUGACAGCCAACAGAAAUGUGCUCACUUAAGAUACAGCUGGGCUCUUUAAACUGUCUUUAUAAAUAUUAACAUCAGUAUUGGACCUAUUUAUGUUUUACUACUGAACCUACUUAUGUGACCAGAGCUGAAUAUUAUUUUUCUAUUUAAAAAAUCAUUUGGAUUAAAUUAAAGAAUUGGGUUUACAUUGUGUUAAGUAUUAAAUAACAACAGUAUGGUUUGUCGAAAUUGCAGUUUUGGUGAUUUACUUUAUUUAAUGGAGAAUUUAAAAUGGAUAGGAACAGGCUUUUAAGUGUCAAUGUUGUACUUUUAUCUCUCUAAUAGGGAUUAAAUACAGAAAUUACAACACGACAAUAAUAAUAAAAAAUUCAGGUCCAGAGUAUGGGCCUCAUAUAUUAGAUAAAUAGAGUUAAAUGAAUGGGUUUAUAUCGCUUUCUCCACUCUUCUGUCCCCUUUAGAGCGCUAAUACAUUACAUUUCACAUUCACCUAUUCACACCACAUUCAUACACUAACAGCAGGAGCAGCCAAGUCAGUCUCCCAUCAGCAUAAACAAGCUUAACCACGUUCACACACCAGGAGCAGAUACAAGUCAAGUGUCUUAGCCAGAAUCUCCAACUCUAAAUUGUGAGAAAACUGUAGCUCAGCACUGAUCCAGAUCCGUCCUUUUAGGAUGAGGUGUAGACUACUGGAGCCUCGAUGAGCAGAGGCCUUCCUUAGAUGUGUAAAGAAUAAUAAAAGAACCCAAAUCCAGAGAUCACAGAUGUGAAUCCAUCUUUUCAACCCCAAACAGGAUUUUAUCACAACUUUCUUUAAUAGCUCCAUUUCAAAGACUGUCCAGACUCAUAUUUCUCCAUAAACCUCCCCCUCAUUUCUCUCACGUGGCUUACACACUAGUGGAAAUUGGGGUUUGUUGUCAGACAGUGCAGAUGUGUGUGUGAUCUAUGGCCUUAAAUUUACAUACAGAGUGGAGGGUGAAUUAUUAUUCUGUUUAGUUCUGUGUAAAAUCUUUGCUCUUGCACUCACUGACUCACUCACCGGGUUGUCUCUCCUCUCUCUCUGUUCGCCGCAGCUGCUCUGGUUCCGUUCGCCGUCACGCGGAGGAUAGGACACCCGUACCAGAACCGGACUCCCCCAAAGCGAAAAAAGCCCCGAACCUCCUUCUCCAGGGUUCAGAUCUGUGAGCUGGAGAAACGUUUCCACAGACAGAAGUAUCUGGCCAGCGCCGAGCGGGCUGCCCUGGCCAAGAGUUUGAAGAUGACGGACGCGCAGGUCAAAACCUGGUUCCAGAACCGCAGGACCAAGUGGAGGUCGGUAUGAAAAACAACAAUAACUUUGUGGAUAAACUGUCUUUAUUUUUUAUUUCAAACUGUAUUUAUGUUAAAUUGACACGGUAAACCUGGAAUUACAUCUGUGUAAACAUCCGGGGAAAAAUAAACUUUGAUUUUUUAAAAGUGACCCCGUGCACGCCCUAUUUCCGGUUGAUUGAACCUGUUGACACGGAAGUCAAAAGAAAGAAAAAAAAACGAAGUACACAAAAUACCAGAAAUUAAAAAAAAAUUAAGAGAUUUAAUUGUAAUUUAUUUUUAUUUCCCUUUUUCCUUUUUCUAUUUGGCGUUUUUAAAAACGUAAAUAAAAUCAAUUAUUCAUGAAAUUAUGUUAAUUGUAGUUUUAACCAAUCGUUUAAAAAAAAUCAAGACAAAAUCCUAAAUGUUAGUUUUGCUUUUUAAAAACAAAUCUUACUAAACUUUGCUUAAGACAUACUUUUAUUUUCAAUCCAGAGUUAUCACCGUUGUCACUUAAGAGCAUCUAAAUAUAUAUAAUUUUAGUACAAUUGUUGUUUUAUUUUCUUGUCUAUGUCUUCAACAUUUCACAUUUUUGUAUAACUCCACUAAAGCUUGAUUUGUUCUCUCUUCCAUCAGGAGACAGACAGCCGAGGAGCGGGAGGCGGAGCGUCAGCAGGCCAAUCGGCUCAUCCUGCAGCUCCAGCAGUCCGCCCUCCAGAAGUCCCUCAGCGAAUCAGCGGUGUCGGACCCACUGUGCGCCCAUAACUCCUCCCUGUACGCCCUGCAGAACCUCCAACCCUGGGCCGAGGACAGGGAAUAGAACCCUGACACCACACUGUAUUCAAAAAGCAGGGUCCCUGUGAGGAUAAACAUAUUAAAUAAGACCUACAUGAAGACAGUGGGAUGAACGUUUGAUCCAUGAAAUGGAGAAAAAAAAAUGAAGAAACAGUCCCAUCUGUUUGAGGUGAUGGACCUUGGACGGUGGUAAGUGGUGCCUGCCUUUGAACAAAUCUUUCUUGGAUUAAAUCUUCAAUACCUGAGACUUUUUUCACAUCCAGAGAGGAGAGAGAACUUGUCUAUAACAUUUAAUGUCACCCUGUGGUUGUACUUGUUAUGCCUGUGCUUAUUCUAGUUAUUAGAAUAAGAAGCAGACAGAAAUUUACCCAGCAGACCUGAAAAAGUAAAAAUAUUCUUUACACCAAGUUACGCUUGAUAAAUGAUUUACAAGGGUUUUUCCACUCAGUGCAGCCAAACAAACAUAACUAUACUAUAGAAAAUAAGCUUUUUUAAGGAGCCGAAUCUAAAACACCUUCAUAAUAAAUGAGAACCAAACAAAUGUAUUUUAAAUAAGCAUCCUCAUUUAUUUUGAAUACAAAUCAAAACAAAAGAAUCUCACAAAAUGCUUUUAAAAGCUUGUUUGGAUCAUUUGUGGAUUACUGGUGCUUAAACCGUAAACCGUCUUCUGAUCUACUUUUAUAAAUGUACCCAAAAUAACUCCAAUCACCUGUGCCGAGCACAGUUUGGUGCUCGGGCACUGUGUUCAAACAAUAGUGGAAAUUCUUCUGUGAACGGCAAUAAAAAGAAAACAGAUGCCCCGGUAAGAGGGAAGAGAAGUGCAGACAAUAUGAAAGUGGCUGUAAGUUGGGUAAUAAAAGGAGUGAUGCAUGUUUAGUGAUGGUGGUGACAUUUUUUCAUAUGCACAUUAUCAUGCUUUAUUUGUGGGCCGCGUCCUCUGGGAUGCAGGCUCAAAUGUACAAUUGUUUUUGUACUUUCUCUGUAUAUGUGUAAAUAACAGUAUAAAGCGUUCUUGUGACUCUUUUUGUUCUCGCUCUUUAUCAUGCAGUAUAAAAAUGAUUUUUACGUUUCAUAAUUAUGAGCUGUAAAGAAAUAUAAUGCAGAUAUAAGGUUAAAAAAAACAGACAUUAAUUUAAUUUCUUGAAAAGUUUAUUGAUAAAUAUAAUGAUUUUAUACAACAUUUUAACACGCACAAUUUUAUUUGGACAGUUUAAAGCUGUCUAUCUGUUUAUCUACCUGUCUGUCAGUCUAUCUGAAGUAUGUCUGGGAACAUUUGAUACAAGCCAGAGCUUUAUUACACUAUGGGUAGCACAGUGAGUGGGCAUGACAGGAAAUCAUCUAUAAAUCUGUACUUUUGUCCCGCUCAAUCUUCAACACGAUGGCUCUUGUGUGAAACAUGGCUUCCGUUCCUUCAGAAUCAGUGAAAAGGUCUCUCUCAUCAUCUGUUUUUCUCAACAGUCCUUCUGCUCCUCUGUCUGUCCCUCACAGUGAAAUGUUGGUCGCUCUCAGUCGGCGUUUUGCGACAAAAAAAAUCUUUCAUCUUUAGCAGAAAUACAGCCUGUUCAGGUGGACUGACAGCAGCGUCCACAAGAUGUAGCAACAUGCAACAGCAAAUUUUAUUCAGGAAGACAGACACCUUACGUCAGGACACCACGCACAUACAAACACAUGCACGGCCCUGCAUCUUUACUCUAGGAAACCCCUAAACAGAUUUUUUAUUCAACAAUGAAUGUCAGGUGAGUCAUUACAAUUUAGUUUUAUCUGACAGAAAGAUAGACAGAUAGGCAGAACUGGAUCACACAGACAGACGAAUGCCCCGUACAGCAGAAAAAAGCCACAAACACCACAUUAAAUAUCUUACGUUGUGUUGUUAUAACAUUAAAACACUAACAGACACUACUAGAAAACUCACAGGAGGAGAUUUAAAGGCUGCUGCAAGCUGUCAGGAGAUGAAUGCAAGCUAUCUGAGGUCAAAGUCAGCUCUGCAGACCUUCCCAGGACUGUGCGAUUUACAUGGAUCAAGAGAAAAAGUGCCUCCGCUCAGACCUUUGCUUACCAAGUGUAUGCACUUGGACAGAGUAAACUGCACACAAGUAUUUGUAUGGCACAUAUGUUGCGUUACAUAUUCCUCUACUGUGCAUACUUCACAAUGUUGUUCACUUUUGUUAUCCCAAAGCCAAAGUUCUACAAUUUUAAUUUAAGCCCAAAAGUCUGUUUCAGUUUACUCUUACUGCUAAGCUACUGUAAGGAUUUCCUGUCCAGCUUGAUCAUUUUUGUUUGAUUUACAUAGUCCAGAAAAGUUUCAACCAGUUUAGGAGAAUCAGUAUUUAUUUACAUAAUGUCCAAAGUGUCUGUAACUGUAUAAACAGCAAAAAAAGAGAGACAGAGACGGAUCAAAUGAAGGGUUGAAGUCUGAAGGACUUCUCUGAAACCUGUGAUGGUUUGUCGGCAUUGACUGGUUACAGCAAAAUGCUUUUCCAUGAAGUUCUGGAUCCAACACCGAGUCACAAGGUCCUUGUUUAUGUACUUUUUUGCGUAACCGUGCCUCCUCCUUGUUCCUCGUUCUUUACACAUGCCUGUGUUUUUUCUGUUGCCUCUUCUCCUGCUCCAUCGUUAGUCGGUUAGAUGACAUUUUCAAAGAGUUGCAGAGACCUCAUGAUGUUUUCAUCCUGCACAAACGAGAUUGAAAAGCUGAAAGGGUCCCACCAAACACCAUUUAAUUCUGUUUACUGGCCACUAGGGGGCAGUGAAAGCCUGUAAAAGUGUUAGUCAAUGAUUCUCUCUGCAGACAAACCUAUAAAAGCAGACAAACACCAAAAUUAAUAGCGAGGGCUGUGAGAUUUCCAGAGGAGGUUAAUGAGCAAAAAGCCAGAAAAACGGUUUGUGAAAGGUAAGUGAAAUUAUUUUUGUAGCAAAAGGCCGAUGUUUACAGCACAUGUUAUUGCUUUUAUUGCAGGAGAAGAAAAAGGUGAAAUUCACGAGUUUCACAGUUGCAUAUUUGGCAGCUUGUAUUCCUGCAGAAACAUGUCAAAAUGUCUGCUUUGUAAAGGUUAAAGGAUCCUGGAAGGGAAAAUGAAAAUACCUCUUGACAGGAGAGGAUGAAUUCAUCAAGUGUUACCACUCCAUCUCUGUUUUUGUCCAUUUUCUGUGGAGAGCAAAGCAAAAUAUUUUCAAGCUGUUAGUUUAAGGUUUGUAAUGAUCAUUUCAGUCGUAUGAUAAUUCUGCACUUUUCAAAGACCACUUAACCUUUAUUUUUAAUCAUUUUAGUUUUCUUUUCAUUUCUUUUUCUGCACAUUAUAUUAUAAAUAUAUUUUUGUUUGCGAUUUAUUCUCUAAAUUAACGUUGAAUAAUGACCACAAGCUGAAAUGUAAAUCAUAAUUUUUACUUGUGCAUCCUUGUCUAUUUUUAUUUGUUUUUGUUAUUUUGGUGUUUUUAUUUAUUAGACAGCAGUAAGAGAUCCAGAGGUUGUCACCUGAAAAAAGGCAUCCACAUGCUGUUUGGGUGCAUCAUUUUUCAAAACAGGGUAAGUGUACUUCCCCAUCAUGUCGUAUAUCGCUCUCACAAUGUCUGUCAUCUCCUGUCAAACAGAAUAAAAGUGCGUUUUUGAUAA